AUGAUCGAUGCGGCGAGUGGAGGUGCAAUGGUUGAUAAAACUACUGAGCAAGCCCGAAAUUUGAUCGCUAAUAUGGCACAGAAUACACAACAAUUCGGUCUCAGGAGGUCCGACUUGGGUAAACGAAUGGAUGAAGGCCAGUCGAGCAUGAUGGAGGCUCAAUUAGCUAAUUUAACGGCUAUGGUAAGUAAGUUGAUGACUGGAGGUACUGCGAAAGCUUCACUAUGUGGCAUUUGUUGUUCAGAACGACAUACCACAGAUAUGUGUCCGACAUUACAGGAAGGGGAAGCUAACGCCGUCUUUCCAAAUCAGAGGAGGUAUGAUCCAUAUUCAGCUACCUAUAAUGAGGGAUGGAGAGACCACCCCAAUCUCAGAUACCAAAACCGUGCCACACCUCCAGGAUUUGAGCAGCAAAAUUCCCGACCAUAUAAUAUGUCACAGCCAACCCAUCAAAACCCAAGAAACCGAUGGAAGAUUUCAGUCUUUGGAAUCGGCAGUGAAGCAAUUGCAAACCAGAGCCUCAUCGACGAUGUUAAUCUUGGGAACUUACAAGCACAGGUAAAUAAUCGGUUACCGUCACAGCCUGUGGCAAAUCCGAGGGAUAAUGUUAGUGCUAUAAUCUUGCGAAGUGGGAAGGAGUUGAGAUCGACACUAAAGAAGGUCCAAAACAGCGACAAGGAAGACGAAACUGAGGUAAAAAAGGUCCGAUUUAUUGAUAUUAAAGAGGAAAAUUUAGCCUUGCCAAAGGUUGAUUUACAACCGUCGCAAACAGCACCAAAAGAAGCAUGGAAAUCACGUUUACAACAACCCACUGCUUCACAUGGUGUAGCAAACUUUGAGCAGGAAAUGAGGGUUCCCGAGCUUAGAGCACAAGCAAGUCAGAACGCUAAUAACCAACCCCGGUCUUACGUGCCGAAGGCGCCAUUUCCACAGCGUUUGAGGAAGGAAAAGUCAGACGACGUCAAUGUCAAAAUUCUAGAGACUUUCCACAAGAUAGGAGACCUUAAACUUGAUAGGGCUAUGCUUGAUUUAGGAGCUUCUAUAAAUGUCAUGCCUAGGAGUAUCUAUGAUAAAGUUCAAUUAGGUGCAUUAAAAGACACAGGACUGAUAAUUCAACUUGCCGAUAGAAGUAAUGCCUACCCUGAUGGCGUUUUAGAAGAUGUUCUAGUGCAAGUAAAUGAGUUAGUUUUUCCAUCUGAUUUUUAUGUUUUAGACAUGGGACCUAAUGAUAAUUCGAUUGAUGUACCCUUACUCUUAGGAAGACCUUUUCUUAAGACAACUAGAACGAAAAUUGAUGUGCAUAAGGGGAAUUUAACUAUGGAAUUUGAUGGUGAGAUAAUUAAAUUUAAUAUAUUUGAUGCUAUGAAAUAUCCCACUGAUAUUAAUUCUGUAUUUACUCUUGAUAUAAUUGACAAUUUUGUUCAAGAUGUCUAUGAAUUAGGGGAUGAGGACGAGUUGAAAAGCGUUCUAGCUAAGAGCAUUUUUUAUAUCGACAAGCAUGAAUUUAUCAUUUCUGAUUCUUUAAUUGACUCAGUUUGCGCAUUAGACUCGCCCAAAUUGGCACGAUUCAAGCCGAUUCUCCCUAACCUUAUGGUGUCUGGUAAGCAAAUUCCUUCAUUGAUUUCACCUCCUAGAUUGGAGUUAAAAGAGCUGCCCGAAAAUUUAAAGUAA
Molecule: messenger RNA, 1671 nt
Organism: Gossypium raimondii (Peruvian cotton)
Lineage: Eukaryota; Viridiplantae; Streptophyta; Magnoliopsida; Malvales; Malvaceae
Exons: 3
Coding region: 1-1671 (556 amino acids)
Source: RefSeq, a predicted model, not a curated record